AUGGGCUAUAUUGCACAUGAAAUGGACAUCUUCGGCGCGGGCAGCGAGACGUCGGCGACGACGCUGGAGUGGAUCAUAGCGGAGCUGGUGAGGAACCCGAAGGUGAUGCGCCGGGCGACGGCGGAGGUCCGACAAGCCUUCGAGACCAACGGCGCCGUGGAUGAGGACCAGCUCGCCACCCUCGUCCCGUACCUGCACCUGGUGAUCCGGGAGACGUUCCGGCUGCACACGCCCCUGCCUCUGCUCCUCCCGCGGGAGUGCCAGGAGGCGCCGGCGUGCAAGGUGCUGGGCUACGACGUGCCGCGGGGCACGCAGGUGCUCGUCAACGUCUGGGCGCUGGGCCGCGACGAGCGGUACUGGCCCGAGGACCCCGAGGAGUUCCGGCCGGAGCGCUUCGAGGCCGGCGCGGCGGCGGACGGGGUGGAUUUCAGAGGGGUGGACUUCGAGCUGCUGCCCUUCGGCGCCGGCAGGAGGAUGUGCCCCGGCAUGGGCUUCGGCCUCGCCAACGUCGAGCUCGCGCUCGCAAGCCUGCUGCUGCACUUCGACUGGGAGGCGCCGGGGGUGGCUGAUCCGGCGGAGUUCGACAUGACCGAGGCGUUCGGCAUUACCUCCAGGAGGAAGGCCGGCCUCUCGCUGCGUCCCGUCCUGCGCGUGCCUCUGCCCGACGUCUAA
Messenger RNA from Lolium rigidum, 672 nucleotides. RefSeq names its product zealexin A1 synthase-like. The record is from RefSeq and is a predicted model, not a curated record. Gene Ontology annotation, molecular function: monooxygenase activity; heme binding; oxidoreductase activity, acting on paired donors, with incorporation or reduction of molecular oxygen. The coding region runs from base 1 to 672 and encodes 223 amino acids. NCBI's taxonomy places the organism in Eukaryota, Viridiplantae, Streptophyta, Magnoliopsida, Poales, Poaceae. The transcript has 2 exons.